Didymella exigua CBS 183.55 is the source of this 1357-nucleotide messenger RNA. RefSeq lists its product as uncharacterized. The transcript has a single exon. Gene Ontology annotation, molecular function: phosphoric diester hydrolase activity. NCBI's taxonomy places the organism in Eukaryota, Fungi, Ascomycota, Dothideomycetes, Pleosporales, Didymellaceae. Gene Ontology annotation, biological process: lipid metabolic process. The record is from RefSeq and is a predicted model, not a curated record. The coding region runs from base 199 to 1311 and encodes 370 amino acids.
GUUGAACAGUGCUAUCGUUGGUCAGGUCCUCUCAUUAUUGAAGAUGCGACAUACCUCUACACUUGACGCAGCGCUGCUGCCUCUAUUCGUCCACUUCACCUGUCCAUAUGAUAUCUGUUAAAAUUCCCUCCCUUUUCCCUUUGUUUCGUUGAUUACACCCUGUUUGGAAACAUUCGACAAAUUUUUAGCCUCUCCACAAUGAGACACUCUGGAGUUUCACUGAUCCUGGCGCUGGUCGCCGCCCCUUUCGCAGCCGCUGGGCGAGCCUGCAAUAAUGCUGAGGAGCUGUGCGAUACUUCGUACGACCAGAUGACACAUCUCGGAGCGCACGAUUCGCCAUUCCUCCGUGACUCUUCAACCGGUUUCUCUUCUUUCGGUAAUCAGUUCUUCAACAGCACCGUGCAGCUCGACGCUGGUGUUCGACUACUUUCGGCGCAGAUUCACGUGGCCGCGAACAAGGAUACAAAUGCCCGAGAGAUCCAUCUCUGCCACACAUCAUGUGGACUAUUCGAUGUGGGGACGCUCCAGACAUGGCUUUGGGAGAUCCAUCUGUGGAUGGCGGCGAACCCCAACGAGGUGGUGACGCUGGUGUUGGUCAAUACGGAUGGCAUCACUGCGGUUGAGCUGGAGACCGAGUAUGCACGAGCCGAUAUCGCACACUUUGGAUAUGUUCCCGAGAACAUCAAUCACGCACCUGCACCUUCUAGCGAGUUCAAGAAGACAUGGCCAACGCUGGGAAAGAUGAUCGACGAGGGCUCGCGGCUCGUCACCUUCGUCCAGCCGUUAAAUCCAGACAAGAUGAACGCUCCAUAUCUUCUCAACGAGUUCGACUUUGUAUGGGAGAACGCAUACGAUAUACGCAAUGCGACAGAAUUCGCCUGCAAGCCCGAUCGACCCUCCAACACGACGACGGUCGACCAGGAGCGCGACUCCGGCAAGCUGAUGCUGAUGAACCACAUGCUGUACUGGCAGCAAGCCAUGGGCAUCGAAGUCCCCGACAUUCGCAACAUCAAUGAUACAAAUUCCUGGGAUGGCACAGGAGGCCUCGGUGAGCACAUGACGAAAUGCGGUCAGGAUGUCGCAAAGCAGCCGACGUUCGUGCUUGUCGACUUCUUCAAUGUUGGGCCAGCGAUCAAGGCGGUCGACAACUUCAACGGCGUGGAUGCACCAGUAGGCCGGAAGAAUGUGACAACAGAGGUCAUCGCAGGGGGUGCGGGCAACAACUACUACGUCAAUGCUGGUGAAAAGACGAGCAGCAACGCACGGGCUGCGCUGGUCGUGGUCUUGCUGGGAAUUGCUCUUUGUACGUAGUUGGCACAAUUGGACUGAAUAGGGAUGAGACAAUCGAUAAUCACAC